Schistosoma turkestanicum is the source of this 986-nucleotide messenger RNA. The record is from the annotation of a GenBank genome assembly. NCBI's taxonomy places the organism in Eukaryota, Metazoa, Platyhelminthes, Trematoda, Strigeidida, Schistosomatidae.
AAAAGGAGUAACUGUGGUCUUUAUAAGUAGUUCCGGCAAUUCAAGAACCACAGUUCGUUUGUAGUGUUUAAAUUCAUUGUCGUGAUACCACCCGCUUCUUUCGUAUUUCCAUCUCGUGACCGUCAUGUCUGAGGCUAAGUGUUCCAUCAGGCGAAAACGGGUAUCAGCCAAGAGACAACAUCAUCAUCAGAAGUUCAUAGCCAAAGUAAAUGUGCAACGUAAGAAAGAAGGGAAAACCGAAUUGUCUGGUCUAAGGACUACCAAAGUAAAAGAAGCGCCGGAGAAGCCCAAAUUUAGAUUUCCUCGUAGUUAUUUAGCACAACAGGGUAAGCGGAAGCUACGUUUGAGGAAAACAAAAUGCUACUCCCAACAUGUUCGAAAGAUUCGGUCCACAAUUCAGCCAGGAACUGUACUUAUCCUGCUUGCCGGACCGCAUAAGGGCAAGCGUGUUGUCUUCCUCAAAGCUCUAAAGAGUGGGUUGCUUCUUGUUACUGGACCUUUCAAGUAUAAUGGUGUCCCCCUUCGAAGAGUAAAUCAGUGUUAUGUGAUUGCAACCUCAACACGGAUAGAUAUUUCUAAAUUCGAGAUACCCAAGCACAUUGAUGACGAGUACUUCCGACGUGUUGAUUUGAAGGAGAAUAAGACUGAGGCCGAAAAACUGUUCAGUACUGAGACAAAGCCUACUCGUUAGUACCAGGCGUUGUCAAGAGUUCGUCCCUUACUGGUUUUAGAGAGCUUCCAAUUAUGUAGUUGUCAUGCUCUCUACAUGUCCUCCGUCUGGCGCUACUCGUUAGCCGCGAUUAAGAAUCCCCAGUUGUCGUGAAACUUCUGCUAAUCGCACCUGUGUUGCGGUUUCGGAGCCAACCAAGAACAGUUUUAAUGCUUCAAGUAACCAGAUCCUCGUGAUCAUACUUAUCGGGAAUUUCCCGAUCUUUUUUUCAGUGAGUCUUGGUUAUCCGUCUUUAAAGUUCAUCGCCUUGGUUCGC